UAGCAACCUUUGACUUCCAUGUUCUCCUCACGUCAAACGCUUUGAGGCAGUCCAAUUUUCGCUCGGCCCAAAAUUUUACUUUUGAACCAAACCAUUCGAUUUCGAAAUCCUUGGCACAAUGCUCCAGAAUGCGACGCGGGAGGUGGCAGCUCAGGGAGGAUUCUUCUUCAAGCAGUCGGAGCUGAUGCGCAUGCUGCCCGAGAUUCCCAAGCUGCUGGACAUCUACGAUCUGUUCGUGGUCAAUGGGCAUGGGCAUGGACUGGCGGCCGCUGAAGACGAGCUAGCGGCGCUCGUGUGCAUGGAUCCUGGCGUGGGCAUACGGCUGACGGAUGUGGCGGACUGCCUGCGCACCAUGGGCCUGAGUCCCAGUGACGACGUGAUGCGGACGCACCUGGCCGAGCUUGUGCGUCGGCGCGAGGCGAUGGGCGUAAGGAGCGCACAGCGGGCCACCUUCGAGCUGGUGCUCACGCUCUACUGCCGCCUGGCCGAGAGGGAGGUGGAGGAGGAGCUGGACAAAGGCUCCGGCGUCGAGGAUGUACUGCGCGUGCUGCGCAGCCGGGAUCCCGAUGGCACUGGCAUGCUGCCCUACAGCCAGCUGCGCCGCAUGCUGACCACCAUGGGCAGUCGGCUGGACGAGACGGAGGCGUACGGUGUGCUGCACUGCGUCGCGGACAUCGAUGGCAAUGUGCACUAUGAGCACCUGGUGCGCCAGCUGUACGCCAAGGAUCCGCUGGCGGAGGAGCGGCUGCAGCAGGCGCAGCUCUAUCUGCAGGCGGUCGGACGCAAUGCCAUCGACAUGGACAUGGGCAAGCGGGACGAGUUCAUCGACGCCAUCCGGCGGGCGGAUCCCAUGGGCACCGGUUUCAUCCAGCCGGAGCGCCUGCUCGAGCUGCUCAAUCGCAACGAGGAGCAGUUCACCAGCGAGGAGCUGCAGCUGCUCACCCAGGGAAUGGAGGACACACGGUGCGAGCGGGGCAUCAACUACCAGCGCUUUCUGCAGUUCAUCAUGAACGAGUAGUGGCUGCCGUGCUGAGAUCCUUUUUUGCAUCCUGGAUGUGGCUGCUCCUGCGUGAAUUCCACUGGGAAAUCUGAAAUCAAAAUUAGCAUUAAAUAAAACCGCGUUCUUUUCGUGCGACGGUGUGGCAGCACUGGCUGCUCUAUUUUUA
This is a messenger RNA of Drosophila santomea, 1166 nucleotides long. RefSeq lists its product as uncharacterized. The transcript is spliced from 2 exons. The coding region runs from base 119 to 1018 and encodes 299 amino acids. Lineage: Eukaryota; Metazoa; Arthropoda; Insecta; Diptera; Drosophilidae. The record is from RefSeq and is a predicted model, not a curated record. Gene Ontology annotation, cellular component: myosin II complex. Gene Ontology annotation, molecular function: calcium ion binding; myosin heavy chain binding.